This is a messenger RNA of Ruditapes philippinarum (Manila clam), 1596 nucleotides long. RefSeq lists its product as uncharacterized. The record is from RefSeq and is a predicted model, not a curated record. Lineage: Eukaryota; Metazoa; Mollusca; Bivalvia; Venerida; Veneridae. Gene Ontology annotation, cellular component: plasma membrane.
AUACAAAAGGCGUGAAGGCAAUCAAAGGCGUGAUUAUAAUUGGUCUGGGAUUUCUCUGUAUUGUCAUGUUUCUGGCAGGAUGUACUAGAUGCUGUGCCAAUGAGAGCAAUAAAUUUCGGAUAAAUUCUAUAGUUUUUGGUUCGGGUGUCGUUGCAAUCAUUGCAGGUAUUCUAAUUGGAAUUGGACCUAUCUUGUACUACACUGACGUAAAAGAGGAUUACGAUUUUGAGAGAGACGAUCUUGAGUGGUGUUACUGGACGGCCGUUGGUUCCGCUUGCGCUGCCAUUGCUGCUGGGAUAAUUGGAAUUCUGGGAUGCCUUUGGAGCUUCCGGUCAUCAAAGAAAAUGAAACUGGACGAUUAGCGAAAUUUUAUUAAUAAACAAAUAUUACGUCAAAUGUAUUGAAAUAUUUUUUUAAAUUAUAUUAUAAACACAUAUAUCUGUCUCUUCGAAUCUAUUUUAGUCUGUUCGUGAGUAAAACGUAAUCAAAAUACUCGUUUUGUUUAGUGUACAUGUAUAUAUGACUUUACAAGUGACAUUUUCAUAUACGAAAAAAGAAACAAAAGGGCCAAAAUAAGCGAUGUAUCAAUUGAUAUAGUAAGUAUAAAUGUUAUGAAAAUGUGAUUAUACAUCUCAGUGUAGGCAUCUAUAUCUAUUUCUUUCAUUUUAUUAUAUAUAUUUAUAUAUAAAUAUUUUUAUGUGCGUCUUAAAAUAUCAGUGUACUUUUUUAGAUUGAAUUGAGAGAGGUGAGUUAGUGAGUGAGUGAGUGAGUGAGUGAGUGAGUUGGUGAGUGAGUGAGUGAGUGAGUGAGUGAGUGAGUGAGUGAGUGAGUAUUUAUCACAUAGAAUGCAAAAAUGUAUAUACUAGAAUUUAUAUUAAAAAGCAAAGACACUCGACCUUUCAAUAAACAAUUCACAAUUAGAUACAAAAUACAGUUCACAAAUAUACAACGUCUAUUGGACGAGGCGCUAGUUUCCAGCAAUUUUGUUUGAUGGCCUCAAUUUCACACCACCAUUUUUUUAAAAAACAUUUAGACAGAAUUUUGCGUUCAGUAAAAAAAUAGUUCAUUGCAGACGGCAUUAAAUAAUUAAGUGGUUAUUUAAUUAAACAAGAAUAAUCAACGACAUCAGGCAGAUUUACUCUUAGUACAAUAUAGAUUUUACGUGGUUUAUUUUGGCGUCUAGAUAAAGUGCAAUAUGGAAAAUGAAAACGAGGCUUCGAUUAUGAUUUAUAUUAAAAGGUCACAUGGAUCAAACACUGGAACUUCAUUGGGUGUUAAAUUAAUAUGUGAUUUCCAUAUUUUGCUUUAUUAACAUCGACGGAUUCUACUUUUCAAAUCAAUAUCAUAACGGGACUGCAGCAAGAGUUAUUGUUUAAUAAUUAAUACUUAAGGCGGAUAGUCGAGAAUUACAUACAUUGUAUCACACUUUUUAACUUUCGAUCAAAAUGAUUUGACUCUGAAAAAAAUGUUUUGAUUUAGCAGUUUCUUAACCUGAACGCACGUGAUCUAAUACAGUACAAGAGGGUAAUGCUGCUGUAUCAUUAUUUUAUUAUAUAAUAUUGAAGAUAAGCAAUAUUAUUAAUUUAUUGAACACUC